Molecule: messenger RNA, 2357 nt
Organism: Hypanus sabinus (Atlantic stingray)
Lineage: Eukaryota; Metazoa; Chordata; Chondrichthyes; Myliobatiformes; Dasyatidae
Gene: prim2
Product: DNA primase subunit 2
Exons: 13
Coding region: 72-1595 (507 amino acids)
Biological process (GO): DNA replication, synthesis of primer
Cellular component (GO): alpha DNA polymerase:primase complex
Source: RefSeq, a predicted model, not a curated record
GCCGGCAGGAGGUGCUCCGAGUGGCGGGAAUUUGCAGAUCCGUGAGCGCUGAGUGGAGAGGGCGAGUGAAAAUGCAGUUUGUUCGGGGGAAGCGGACGAUUUCCCCGCUGGCGGAGCUGUACCCAUUCCCCGUCCAGUUUUACGAUCAGCCUCCGAGUGGUGAUAUCUCGUUGCAGGAGUUCGAGAGCCUGGCAGUGGAGAGGCUGAAACUUCUCAAGAGUGUAGAAAAUAUUGGCAUCAGUUACAUCAGAGGAUCUGAACCCCAUAACAGGAAACUGGAGAAUGAACUUCGAAAGUUGAAGUUUCCCUACAGGGUAGUCAGUGAGGAGAAAUUGGAUGAGUAUGAAAUGAGGAGGAAAGAUCACAUCUCUCAUUUCAUACUGCGUCUUGCUUACUGCCACUCGGAGGACUUGAGGCGAUGGUUUAUUCAACAGGAGUUGGACUUGUUCCGUUUUCGGUUUGGUGAGCUCCAUGACAAGCAGCAAGACUUUCUUAAAAUAAAUUCUUUGCAAUACGAUGCUAUUAAAGAAGAGGAAAAAAAACGCUAUGAAAAGGAAUUGGAGAUCUCUGGACAAAACGUGACAGAAUGCCAAAUCUUUUACAAGGUCCCUUUUACUGAUGUUCUUGAACUAGUCCGUGUUCGGAAGGCCUUCCUCAGGAACGGGUACGCGUACAUACCUCAUAUGGAAAUAGUGAUUAUAAUUCAGAAUGAAUUUCGACAGAGACUUUCCAAGUCAUUGGCUUUGACAUCAAGAUCGCUCCCUUUUAUACAGUCAGAUGAGCGUCUGCAACCUCUGCUGAACCACCUCAGCUGUGCGUAUGUUGGACAGGACUACAGUGUUCAGAAGCACGUUGGGAAGGUGUCCCUGGAUCAACUUGAUGGGCUGGCUACAAAAUCUUAUCCUCCCUGUAUGCGGCAGUUACACAAGGCUCUGCGGGAUCACCAUCAUCUCCGACACGGUGGUCGCAUGCAGUAUGGACUUUAUCUCAAGGGGAUAGGCAUCACCCUAGAUCAAGCCUUGCAGUUCUGGAAAUCAGAGUUUGUAAAAGGAAAAGUAGAACCAGAUAAGUUUGAUAAAUCAUACGCCUAUAAUAUACGGCACAGCUAUGGAAAGGAAGGCAAGAGAACUGACUAUACACCAUUCAGCUGCAUGAAGAUUAUUCUGUCAAAUGCGCCCAGUCAGGGGGACCAUCAUGGCUGUCCAUUUCGGCACUGUGAUCCUGAAAUACUGAAGUCAAAGCUGCAGUCCUAUAAGGUUCCACCUGCAGGAAUAACUCAGAUUAUGGAUUUAGUCAAGGGAAUGCAUUACCAGCUGGCCUGUCAGAAAUACUUUGAGCUAACCCACAAUAUUGACGAAGUGGGGUUUUCUCUGAGUCAUCCAAAUCAGUAUUUCAUUGAGAGUCAGAAGCUUCUGAACAGCAGCCGAGAUGCAAAGAAAGAGUCGAGCCAGCCAGAAAGCACCCAGCGUAACCAGGGCAGCCAGCCUCAAAGAGAGGUGAACUCCAGUGUCUCCAAAACCACAAGCAAGACCGAGUUGACUAAUAUAGAGGGUAUAAAUAUCGAAGAACUUCUCAGUGAAGAGUACAUGGAAUAAUUGUUUAUGAGAUGGUUACCUAAAGAAAUACACUGUUUCAGAACAACUUUCUAAAGUGAAUAGUUCAUGUGCUUUUCCAAUUUUAUUUUCUUACAUAAACGUGCAAGUAAACUUAAAAUAAAAUGAAUUCUGUCCAGAAUAACUAAAAAGUAAUAACUUUGUUCAAGUCCAGCAAAAAGAAAUCCACACACUGCCUUUCAUUGUUACUUGUAGCAGGUUCCUGGAAAGAAAUACUAUAUGAUUGAUUUUGUCAAUGGAGCAUCAUGAAAGUCAGACUAAAAAGAUUUCAUCUGAACUUAUUCGAAAUGUAAUGUAAGGAAUGUGUUAUUAUGUUGGUAACACCUUAUUAAGGCUGUGUCACAUCAGAGCCAAAACCUUCACGAGGCAAUGGCUUUUCAGUAUUCAUUAUAAGGGGUCGGUUUUAUUCCCCUGUAGCUAUGUGAGCACUUUGAUGUUGUACACCUGGGAUCUUCUCUCUUUAACAAAUCUACAUUUUUGCAUUCUUAAUUGUAAAUAGGACUUGCAAAUCCAUUAUCAUUAGCAAUUCUACAACUCAUUGCAUUGUAAUGUGAAAUGCUGUUUCUCAUUGGCCAUUAAAUGCCAAGUAUAUUGAACAUGCUACUAUCAUACUUAGAGAUUUAUAAUGGAGAGGGAUAUCGAGGUCUGUUUGUUUUGUUGUUCAAGAUUUCAUAAUGUGGAGUAAGCAAUACAAAAUAAGUUAUUACAGUGCUGGAUUUUCAUUAAAGCUUAACUGAUAUUCUC